Messenger RNA from Iphiclides podalirius (scarce swallowtail), 912 nucleotides. NCBI's taxonomy places the organism in Eukaryota, Metazoa, Arthropoda, Insecta, Lepidoptera, Papilionidae. The record is from the annotation of a GenBank genome assembly.
AUGCCUACUUUAGGUUUAGGAACGUGGCAGGCGCCUCCAGAUGUUAUAGAAUCAAUUGUAUAUAAAGCUUUGGACCUAGGAUACAGGCAUAUAGAUACCGCUUUUAAUUAUAACAACGAAGACGCUAUAGGAAAUGCUGUAAAGCAAUGGAUUACUCAUGGAAAAGGGACAAGAAAAGAUUUAUUUAUUACUACCAAGCUUCCUCACGUUGGAAACAGGGCGUCUGACGUUAGGAAAUUCUUAAAUUUGCAACUGAAGCGUUUGCAAAUGGAUUAUGUCGACUUAUAUUUAAUACACGUCCCGUUCGGGUUCCAUUGCAAUCCUGAUACUUUAACACCAUUAGUUAAAGAGAAUGGAGAGUAUGAUCUAGAUAUGGAGACCGAUCAUAUUAGCACUUGGCAAGUAUUGGAGCAGUGCCAAAAAGAAGGUCUAAUACGCAACCUUGGAUUAUCAAAUUUCAAUCAAGCUCAAAUUUCGAAGAUAAUUAUGUGCUCUACGCACAAGCCUCAAGUGUUACAAGUGGAGCUACACGCUUAUUUCCAGCAACAGGAGCUACGCAAGUUUUGCGUCGAGAAUAACAUAGUGGUGACAGCAUACGCGCCACUGGGUAGUCCUGGCGCCAAGGACCAUUUCGUUAGCAAGUACAAUUACAACCCAGACACUUUCCCGGAUUUGUUAGGCCAUCCGGACGUGAAAGAGAUUGCCGAGAAGCACAACAAAACAUCAGCACAAGUUCUGUUAAAUUUCUUAGUCAAUCAAAAGAUCGUCGUCAUACCAAAGAGCACUAGUGAGAAGAGACUGAAGGACAACUCGGAUAUAUAUGACUUUGAAUUAAAGCCAGCAGAGUUGAAUUGUCUAAAGAAGUUAGAUAAGGUCUAUGUUGCAGUUCGCCGCGUCUUAUCAUGGUGUGAA